Molecule: messenger RNA, 6392 nt
Organism: Paramuricea clavata
Lineage: Eukaryota; Metazoa; Cnidaria; Anthozoa; Malacalcyonacea; Plexauridae
Source: the annotation of a GenBank genome assembly
AGAUGACUCCAGCUUUGGGCAAAGCCACAGUACAGCAGAUUUCCAGAUACUACAGCGACCUACAUUUCAGUUGUUCUAACUAUGUUAGAGUUAAACACCUUCCAAACUUUCGUCCACCAAACAACCUAUCACAAAGCUACGACAUAUAGAUUGUAAAUCUUGUUGGUUUUAUCUAACUAUAUUAGAGUUAAACACCUUCCAAACUUUCGUCCACCAAACAAACUAUCACAAAGCUACGACAUAUAGAUUGUAAAUCUUGUUGGUUUUAUUCCUCAAAUUCCAUUUCUACAUAUACAGUACAUAAUAUUGAAUUAUUACCUAUAGAUGUAAUUCCCGCUCCAAAGAACGUGAAGAUGACCAGUAUUUCGGCAAAUUUUGCCAUUGUCCAAUGGAGUGUAAUUGAACGACAAGAAGAAAAAUACGAUAGAGUAACUGGCUAUAUAGUCACUGUUAUAAACGAGACAUAUUUCUUUACUAUCAAAGUAUCAAAUAGCAGUUCGUCCGUUUCUAUAAACCAUCUUUUGUCGAAUACGAGCUACAGAGUUUCAGUCGUCGGGCUCAGCGAAGAAACUGUAGGAAUGCCAAGUGAAUGGAUAAGUUUCAAAACAAGUUUAACUCAGGGUAAGUUUGAGCGGUAAUUUAUUUCUUGUUCUAUAAGUUCAAAUUGUUUACUAUACACUUGGCUCCCAAUCGACCAGGUGUUUGUUAUUAAAAAAACUUUGUCUCUUGCGAAAAAUUAUCAAUGGUCAAGCUCCAGAAUAUCUAACAACGAAAUUAGCAACUUUCCGAUUCCAAAGUCAAUACAGUUUGAGAACAAAAAUUGAGUAUCGUCUUCCGAAGCCUAAAACCAAUCAACUGCAAAGAACAUUUUUCUAUUCAACAUUAAAACAUUGGAAUACAUUGGGUGAAGAGAAGAAUAGUACAUUUAAAGUCACAUUUAAAGUACAUUUAAAGUAAUGAAUUCGAAGUUGCACCAUAUCCUCUUUUCCAAAUACACAGUUGACAAUUUCAAAGUUCAAAGAUUAUAUUAACUCAUAUAUAAAUUUAUUAUUUUAUUAAUAGUGUGUUUUAUAAACUUUUUAUUUUUAUUUACAAGUACAUAAUUUUCUUUACAAUAACAUAUUGCUGUAUUUAUUUUGAGGGCCACUAGGGAGAAUAGGCUACGUUUUGUAAUUGGUGUUACCCUAUUUAAACAAAGUUUAUAUUGUAUUGUACAAUGUGACUGAUAUAGCAACCUGAUCACUGACUAUAGUUCAUAUCAGAUUAACACACAUAUUUAAUGCAAAUUGGUUAUUUCAGUGCUUUACAAGCCCACUGUCUCCCACAGCUAUCUUCUAUUUUCCUCUUUUCUCCCCAACCACACAAAAAUGUCGUUCUAUUCUCUCAGUUCCUCCGUCUUCGCUGCAUUUGCAACAAAUAUCAUGACCUCCUAGCUAAGCGUAUUGCAAUUGAGGGAAUUAUCCCACUUGCCUAUUCGAACGCCUUCCAAAUUCCCAAUCUGAGACUGUCAAACGUCUUCCAUUUUCUCCGAUAACCCGACAGUCUCUUUUCGACUCAGCAAAUAUACCUGUGAACGUUAAAUCCCAGUUCGUUGCUCACUAGCACAUGAUUUGCAUGUUUCCAUGACAAGAAAAAUCUUGUGAGUUUGUAGAUUCCCCAAGCUACUACCAUUUCGGCACCUACAGUAACUCUAAGUACGACAUCAAGCACCAUUUGUCCUCCCAUAUCUCAUCCGCUUGCUUUAUAUCGUUGUAACUGUAAGACUUGAACAUCGGGCUGCUGUCGUUGGUAACGAUGCUAACCAAUCUGUCGCCAGACAUUUUAAUAGUGGACAUUGCAGUGUUUCAACCAUAACAUUGUGACACCCACCUAUCCUGCUUAGAUUUUUUUGCAACGGCCCUGGGUUCUCAGACCAAGGCUUUAAUGACUGUAUUUGAAGUCUAUACAAAUCAUUCCUCUCUAAAAGUACACCAAAUAUUACACUCGUUUUAGCAGAUAAUGCAGUACCACAAAUAUCACUCAUUGCCUCCAGCAGGGCUAGAAUUGGAUCUGUGUCCUAAUAUAGCACAUGUAUUAGACAUGAUUCAUCUUUGUCAGUUCCUAAAUGCAUUGUUAAUUUCCAUGUAGAUCGUCUCGGUCAAUUUCCAUGUAAUGAUCAAGGAAAAAGUAAUGAAACCAAGGAAGAAUCGAGCUUGAGUUUGGCAAUUGUUAUUCUACUCAUCGCCAUUAUUCUGAUCGCAAUAAUUGCGUCGGCUGCCUUUGCAUUCUUUCAAUUGCGCAGACGAAAAUCACAGGAUAUUUCACCAAACCAGGUAAUAAAUAUUUGAAAUAAUUGAUGUCUAUAUUGUGUAAAAGUCGCGUGGCGCCAGCCGUAAAAUCUGCUGCCAGAUGUGCUAUCAUCUAUUAUUUAUUUAUUCUUUAAUUCGCCCAAUAAUAGCCACGUCACAAUCACGGCAAAAUUAUGUGGACUCUUGGUGUAAACAAAAUUAUAACUGUUCAUGAUCACAUAUUUGUGUCUUUGUGUCCCUGCUCCCCCGUGUCCAAUAUCGGUUGUGGUAUUGUAUUUCAAAAAGCUUUCCAAGUCAAUCAAAUUAAUAGCUUCCAACAUUGAACGAGGGGAGGGGGAAGCUGAAUAUUGCUGUUUUGUAAGGAUUUUUAAGAGCAGGACAAGUAUUUUUAUACACACACGCGCUGUCUACAAUAAUUUUCGCAAAGAUUGUAGAUAUGGCGAAUUACUAAAGGAAGUUGGAAAUGGAUCAAGUUGCUAAAAAUAUGUACAAAAUUCUGCGUUUAUUUCAUCUAACACUGAACCUAUAGCGUAAUUAGGUUCGCAAAACUUUCAAAUAUUGAAAAAUCCAAAUAUUAUGGAAGUUUACAAUUAUAACAGAACAAGCUUACACAGAUGAAGGAGGAAGUGUAAAAUUGCAAUUACUGACAAAAGCAGAAAACAAUUAGUUAUUUAGAUUGAGAUGCCCAAAAACCUUGUAUUUAUACCCAUACACCGUACCCUGGCAUCAUCUUAGUAUUUAUACAUCAACAUUCAACUUGCGGGUAGGGCUCGACAUGCACUGUAUCCCUGUAACUCAGGCUAUAACGCGCUAUAGGCCUACCGGUAUAGCAGGGCAGCAGGUUUGAUUCCUGUCAGAAGACCGAAAGUUGCACUUUUGCAACUGCGUGCUCUUGUAAAUGUAUAAAAUUUCUACUCGAAGUUUCCGUUUACAAAUCUGUGCGGCGCCCGAAAAUCCUGGGGCCGGUUGCAUAAAACUCUUAAUCACUUUUUUAAUCACUAUUUUGUAGUUAAAUAGUGAUUAACUCUCAAAUAGGCGCUUCUUAUUGGAUGAAAUUUCCACUUAACCAUAGUUAAUUUUAAUCACUUUUUUAUACAACCGGCGCCAGAUAGUUACCCAGUUUCAACAAGGGCAUAGAACCUGAAAUAGUUCGUUAUAGUUCGGAUAUGUCAGACCAACCUACGUUUUGGUCAAACAUGGUUGAACACAACAGGAUUGAAACAAUUAAAAGGCAUAUGUAGUUGUACGGGACAUUACUCUGUCAUUAUUACACUUGCAUAUUUUUAAGAGAAAAAGGGGCAAAUUAUGCGCCCGGUUAUAAUAUCGGUUUAAAGUAAUUCGCAGAUGGAAAUAUCAGUCUUUUGCGCGAUUUAUGUCCGAUAUAGCGACUGUUAUUUUGGAAUACUGAUUGAAAUAUCUUUAAACAAAAUCGAUAGAGCAAAUUUUGCUUCCUUACAGCUGAUUUCCUCAAGCGACGUUUCUGUUAACAUGGUCAGUAGUGUGCCAACGAAUUUAAAUAAAUUAAUGAAUUUUUAAAUAAAAUUGUGCCUUUGGAAUCAAAUAGUGUAUAGAUUCAGAAACUGAUUUGAUCAAACAUUUCCUGGAAUACUCGAAGAGGAAGCUUCACAUAUAAAAGUAUUCUAAUUACGAAGCCAUACAAUAACUAAUUUAAUAUCUAACAUAUUGAAAAUAAAAUUCUCGAUUCUGAUCAGCUAAAAGGUGUGUUUUUGUAGCUAUCUAUCGUAAACAGUGCCAAAAAAAUGAAGUGCCAAAAAAAGAAAAUUAAUGCAGCCGUGCCAAAAUGAAGUACGUGGUAAUCGCAGGAACAAAGUUUGAUUCCUCUCAGAGGCUUAUAUACUAGUUGCAUUUUCAGAACUGCUCCUGUCUAAGUCUAAUAAUUGUGUAAAAAUCACACUCGAAAUUUCCAUCCAUAUUAAAAAUUGUCUACAUCAAAUUCUUGCAGGUAGUGAUGGAUAAUCCCAAAAAAUAUCAUAACGAUGGUGCGUCGAAUGAUGCGGAAGGUUCAGUAAAAGUUAUAAGAUAUGGACAUUUUUCUUGGUAGCUAUACCUGAAAUUGAAAGAAUCAAUUAAAAUUUGGAGAAUAACAGAUUAUAUAGAUUAUUGCUUUAUGGUUUAUGGAUUUUUUAACGUGCACUUCUUAGACAAAUGUGAAGUCACCAAUCUAUCGAAAAUAUAACCUUAAAAAUAUGUUUGUUUUGUGGAUGCUCAAAAAUUGCAGAAAUGCAGUCAUUGAGCAGCAUUGUAUUUGAUAAUGUUAAUUGCACUCAUGAGUGGAGUGCAAAUUGAUCUGAAGUCAAAAACGUGAUUACAAAAUUACACAACCGCGAAGCGAGAGUGCAUGCGAUUUGUAAUCACAAUUUUGAUUUCAGACCAAAAUUGCAUGACACCAAGUGCAAUUACCACUUUAUUAUAUUCAUUUUGAAAUUUAUUCACAAUUUUUUAAAACGAAUAACACCCUCUGAUAUUUUCUAAAUGCCGUAGCGUAGGGGUCACCGAACUCAUUUUUUGGCUAUUUAGUGUUACCAUUAUUCGUUAUGGUUGUCAUGGAAACACGACUUUUGCGACACGCCUUACUAUGUGUUGCAAUUAUAAGUAAAACUUAACCCUGUAAAAGCAUUUAAACAGAAAAUAUUCAACUUUUGCUCCUUUGGCUAAAAAGUAUAUUGAGCCACCUUAAGCUUGCUAUUCUCUAUAAACGGCACCAAGAUGCAAACGGUAUAUAAGAAUGUGCAUGCACCCGCUAGUAAAUUACUAGCGGGUGUAUACACAUUCUUAUAUACCGUUUGCAUAUUGGUGCCGUUUAUAGACAAUGGCGAGCUUAAGAUGCACCAAAUCUACGACGCGUUCGUGGACAGUAGUACUCGGAGGGCGAGCGGGCGCAAACAGUUUCUCAAAUUUCAUGUAUUUGGACUAUUUGGUCAUGAAACUUGAAAGAGCCUGAACAUAUUUCCUGGAGUUAAAUAAAAGAGGAGAUGGUUAACAAUGUUUUUUAUAUGUUUUUUGUGUUUUUUUCCCUAAAUUAAUAAAACAUGAAUGGAUUCCAGAACGACCUGGGCUCUGGAUUCCGGAUUCCUGAGUUAUUUGGAUUCCGGAUUCCACUGUCUGGAUUCCGGAUUCCAAGACUCUGGAUUCCGGAUUCCUAAACCAACAAAAAGUCGGAUUCCGGAUUAUCUCACAAGGGGCGAAGCGUAGUAAGAAGCGAGGAAGUUGAACUUUCUUUUAAAUCUCGAAAAGUUUUACCAGCAAAAAAUGAAGAAAUUUAUGGAUACUGUGAAGACUAAAUAACAACCAAUAUAAGUUUAAACAUACCGCAGGUUUUAGUAGCAACUUGAUCGGGGUUUAGUGGGAUUUUGUUCAUUCAAACAUCAACACAUUUUAUAUGAGGUAUACUAAUUACCUUGUUUAUAGUUGUUUGCCUCUCGCUUUAUUAAGUUGCUUUUUGUUGGUAGUUUCGCCAUGUUACACAAAGAUUCUGCUCCUAAUAUGCCCAUAAUUAUUUGUUAAUUGUUAACAAUUUAAGCUAUACUUUAUCUAUUUUUAUAUGCAAAAAAUUAGCCAUACAACAUGGCAAUAUUCUGAUUUGUUUAUUUUGCUCAAUUUGCCAGAUCAUAUUUUUCUUAAUAUUGACUGACUAAGUUACUUUCAACACUUUCCUUUGAUUGGCUAGCUAAGGUCACCACUUCGAUUAGGCCUACAACUCAUGAUACGAUUAGGCCUACAACUCAUGCUGAUGCGUGCAAAACUCAAUAUAGUGCAAAUUUCAGCUCUAAAAUAGUGCGAUUGUGGCUGUAAUCGUACUAUUUUUAGCCGAUUAGUUUACCCAAAUCGCGCAUGAUUUCAAAAUGAAUAUGUUAAAAUGAGUUAUUUAUACGAUUAGUAACCAGAGACAUUAACAUAUUAUACAGACACUGUAAUGUUAAAGGAUUUGCCUGAACUAUUAUUAUACUGAGGGAAGACAAACUGUUAGGGUUAUUUGUAGUAACCACUGGUCUGUGGAAUAUUCUACUUUUGCGUACCAAUAAAUAAAUUAAAGAACGAUCGAUUAAGUCUUUUAAAUAAAUCUUGUGAGUUUUUAAUGAACAA